GUCGUCUGUUUCUGUUGGUGGGGGAGUGAGAGACGUGGAGGCUGUGAUUAGCGGGCUGAGCCCGUGAGUGAACCUAUGGCAGAGAGACAGCACAGUGCAGGUUCAUAUGUAUGACUCUACCAUGGACCACAUCAUCUACUGCCUGCUGGUCCUGGGAGCCACAGUGAUGAUCACCCAUGCAUGCCCCAAGUACUGCGUAUGCCAGAAUCUGUCAGAGUCCCUGGGGACAUUGUGUCCUUCUAAAGGACUUCUUUUCGUGCCUCCAGAUAUUGACCGCAGCACAGUGGAGCUCCGGCUGGGAGGCAACUACAUCCUCCGCAUCACACAGCAAGACUUUGCCAAUAUGACAGACCUGGUGGACCUGACCCUCUCCAGGAACACCAUCAGCUACAUCCAGCCCUUCUCCUUUGGUGACCUGGAAACGCUGCGAUCACUUCAUUUGGACAACAACCGCUUAAUGGAGCUGGGCCCUGAUGAUUUGCGAGGCUUGGUCAACCUGCAGCACCUCAUAGUUAACAACAACCAACUGGGACGCAUCCAUGACAAGGCCUUUGAGGACCUGGCACCUGCCUUGGAGGAUCUGGAUCUUUCUUACAACAACCUUAUGUCUCUGCCCUGGGACUCAGUACGCCAGAUGAUUAACCUGCACCAGCUUAGUUUGGACCACAACCUAUUAGACUUUAUUCCAGAGGGCACCUUCACGGAUCUGGAAAGGCUGGCAAGACUGGACCUGACGUCAAACCGUUUGCAGAAGCUACCCCCAGACCCCAUCUUUGCCCGUGCCCAAGACUCAGAGUUACUGACUACACCCUAUGCUCCCCAGCUGUCCCUUAGUCUUGGUGGGAACCCUCUGCACUGCAACUGUGAGAUGCUGUGGCUGCGGAGACUUGAGAGAGAUGAUGACCUAGAGACUUGUGCCUCUCCUCCUGCCCUAAAGGGUCGUUAUUUUUGGAAUGUAAAGGAGGAGGAGUUUGUGUGUCACCCACCUCUCAUUACCCAGCACACCCACAGGAUGCUGGUUUUGGAGGGCCAGACAGCCAGCCUAAGGUGUGAAGCAACUGGAGACCCUUCCCCCACUAUCCAUUGGAUCUCCCCUGAUGAUCGACUGCUUGGCAACUCCUCCCGAACUGCAGUGUACAACAAUGGAACCCUGAGCAUCACCAUCACCACUUCCAAGGAUUACGGCACGUUCACCUGCAUUGCCGCUAAUGUGGCAGGGGAGUCCACUGCACCUGUGGAGGUGUCCAUUGUCCAGCUUCCCCACCUCAGCAAUGGGACUGGGCAACCAGCACAGCCUAAGUCACGUCUCUCUGACAUCACAGGUACCACCAGGAUCAGCAAAGGGGCUCCCAAGAGCCAACCAGAAAGAGCUGUGUCAGUCUCUGAAGUGACAUCUGUUUCAGCAUUGGUCAAGUGGACAGUGAGCAAGUCGGCUCCCAAGGUGAAGAUGUACCAGCUCCAGUAUAACUGCUCUGAUGAUGAAGUUCUGAUCUACAGGAUGAUCCCAGCCUCCAGCAAAGCCUUCUUGGUGACAAAUUUGGUGUCUGGGACUCGCUACGAUCUGUGUGUGCUGGCCGCCUGGGAUGACACUGCCACCACACUCACAGCCACCAACGUCGUGGGCUGCACACAUUUCUUCACCCAGGAUGACUACCCUCAGUGCCAGUCUCUGCCCAGCCAGCUGCUGGGAGGCACCAUGAUUCUGGUGGUUGGGGGCAUCAUUGUGGCCACCCUGCUCGUCUUCAUCGUCAUCCUUAUGGUACGCUACAAAGCUGCAGAUACUGAACCCCCAGUUGGGAAACUCACCAGUGUCAGCGACACACACUCUCAAACCAACGGGGGUCGCCUCGGGCAAAAUGGACUUUUUAUAUCCCAGCCUCAGCCUCAGCCUCAGCCUCAGCCUCAGACGAAAGUCAAAGCCAAAGUGACUCUGCAGGAUGAGGUUGUAGAGUUCAAGUGUGGCUCCCUCCAGAGCAGCCUCACCUCUUCCUCCUCUUCCUCAGGCUCCAUGGCCGGGGGCUCAUACAGCCCCAACACCACACUUGCCAACAUUUGGAGGUCAGCUCCCUCCAAGCCCCGGUCUAACCUGGACCACCUCCUUGGGGCCUUCACCUCACUUGAGCUGCGGGGGGCACAAGGCCAUGAUCCAGGACCCUCCAGUAGUGCUUCAAUGACAACAGCAAAUCCACACACAGACAGGGAGCCACUGCUGGGCCGGACGCUGGACUCCAGCCUCAGCCGGCUCCUCAUGCUACCUCUGGACUCCAAACUUAAAAGGAGCCAGUCCUUUGACAUGGGAGAUGUAACAGGCGCUGGCGCCACUCAAUUGUGCAACAAACCACGCAGGAUCAGCAGUAUCUGGACUAAGAGGAGCCUGUCUGUAAACGGCAUGCUGCUGCAGUGUGAGGAGGAGGGGGACACUGGAGGGAGCAAGGGAACGAUAGACAGUGCUGACUGGGUGAUGGAGAGUACUGUCUAGAAAGAUGGAGCACCGUCAAACACUGCCCAUAUGGAUGUCCAAUAACCAUGCCAAGACAGACCUGCUGGUCUAAUAGCCUUUGUCCUGCAUGAAGCACACCCUAUUUCCUCUCCACCACUCAGACUCAUGUGAGACAGGAUGAGAGGUUUUCACAGUCAUAGCCAAAUACAAAUGUUUAGAAUAAGACCUCUGGAUUGUUUUACCUCACACUUUGUAUAAAGAUGGAAUAAAAUAGCUGACGGGAAAUGACGGAGCAAAGCUGUCCAUCACAGAAACGUGUGGUAAUGCCCAUGGACUGUUAUUACACUGUAUACAUUUAAAAUAUGUAAUGAAAUUAAAGUUUUAUAUUUUUAUUUUGCUGGUCAAACAUAAGUGAUCCAUUACAGCUCUCUGCAAGGUGUGACCAGUGGUUACCACAUAAAAUCUUCUACUGUAAAUUCACCUUCUUUACAGUUACCUACCGAUGCAGUUAACCAUUUCUGACUGAAUGGUGCAGUAUAUAUAUGUAGAUGUGAUUCUUUGAUUUGUUAAGAUUUAAGAAAAAAGAUUUAUUCACAAA
This is a messenger RNA of Lates calcarifer (barramundi perch), 3038 nucleotides long. RefSeq names its product leucine rich repeat and fibronectin type III domain containing 2b (gene lrfn2b). Gene Ontology annotation, molecular function: protein binding. The record is from RefSeq and is a predicted model, not a curated record. Gene Ontology annotation, cellular component: postsynaptic density membrane; cell surface. The transcript has 3 exons. Bases 107 to 2479 code for a protein of 790 amino acids. NCBI's taxonomy places the organism in Eukaryota, Metazoa, Chordata, Actinopteri, Centropomidae.